UUUCACUGCAACAUUCAAAACUCAUUAUUUUGCUUCUCUAUUUGUUUAAACACACCUGGAAUCAAUGUGUGGCCCACGGCAUUUCAUUGACCUGAAGGUUAACCUUCCUCUGAUGAAUGCUGUUUUAAUCCUAGUUGCAUUUCCAUACACGUAAAUAGUGGUUAAAAUGAGCCAGCUGCAGUCCGAUUCAAACCAAAUAAAUUUUGCCAUUGGUGAUGUAGUAUAUGUUGGUACUGACACCCAGAGGAUUGGGAAAAUCGAGUUCAUUGGUGAAACUCAGUUUGCCGCUGGUGAGUGGAUUGGUGUCAGUCUGUUCUCUCCGCUGGGAAAAAAUGACGGCAGCGUUGAUGGUGUGGUUUAUUUCAAGUGUGAACCCUCUCAUGGUAUUUUUUCGAAGCGUGGUAAUAUCCGACAUGCAUCAAACACUGAUGUGUUAGAGUCUGCGAAAAUGGAAACAACAAUCAAUAAUGACGAUAGAUUGUCAAUUAGUUUGUCGAAGCAGGAUAGUACUGCCGAUGUCGGUAGUGUUUGUUCAUCUCGACAUUCAGCAGUAAAUUCUCAUAUAGUCCCGCCUGGACAAUGUGGCCUCCAAAUUGGUGAUCUUGUCCAAGUUUCUGGAGGUCGUGUCGGUAUCUUAAGGUAUUUAGGACCAACAGAAUUCGCUGUUGGUGAAUGGGCUGGAGUUGAGUUAGAUGAACCUACCGGAAAAAAUGAUGGUUCAGUCGCCGGUGUACGAUAUUUCACUUGUAAACCAAAUUAUGGAUUAUUUGCCGCUGCUAAUCGUGUUGUACGGGCUGGUACUAGUAAGGAUGAAAGUCGUACUUCUGGUUUCAAUGUUUCAAAAAAUGGUCAAACGCGUCGAAGUCAAGAAUCUUUGUUAUCCUAUUCAUCGAAUUUAAGUUCAGUAUCACGAUCCUAUCGUACACAGCCUGGUAACAAUGGACUUCAGGGUCGUAAUAGCCUAAGUGGAAAUCGAAAAUCUAUGACCUCGAUGAAUGGUGCCAAUCGUAGAGAAAACGCCUCAAACUUACUAACACUCCAACGUUUAAUCAAAGAAAAGGAAGCACAUAUUGAACAACUUUUACAAGAACGUGAAAUUGAACGUUCCGAUUUAGCUAAGGUUACGCUGGAAAAGGAAAUGGCUCAAGCAGAGACAGUGAAUCAACGGGCUGUUAUUCAACAACUGAAUCAACAGUUAGAGAAUAUGGAAGCUGUUUUGCAGCAUUUACGCGAUGAGCAUGAACAGGCAACAAUUAAAUUACAUGAAGAAAGAAAAAAUCUAGAAGAUUUACAAUUUCGAAUGGAAGAAGAGAAUAUUGACAAGACGACUUUAGAGUCACAGAAUGCUGAUGAUGAAUCGAAAAUCUUUGAAUUAGAAGAAGCUUUAAUGUCAGCUCGUGAAGCAAAUGAACGAAUGGAAACAGAGUUGAAUAAAGUUCGAACAGAAUUAAAUAACCUGUUACAGAAACAGUCACCGGAAACUUUAGCUCUACUUAAUGAAGGUAUAUCACAAAAGCAGGAUAAAUCUCUUCAACGUUCUGAAGUUGUAUCGGAAGUGUCUAUUCCACCAAAUGAAAAAGAUGAACAAACUUUAAAAGAAGAAUGUGAACGCCUACGUGUACUGUUAGCUGAACGUCAAACUGAGGCAGAGGAUUUGUUGAAAAGACAAUCUGAAACAAUUCAAUCACUGACUAGUGAAUUUAAUGAACAGAUUAAAAAGUUGAAUAGUGAAUUAGAACACUCAUCUGUUGAAAUGCAAGCCUUCAAAGAUGAAAAUAAUGCAUUAAAACUACAGAAUAAUGAAUUAGUCGUUAAACUGAAAAGUGAAAUUGAACAACUUAAUAAACAAUUGACAGAACAAGAAAAAUCUGCAAAUGAAAAAUUAUUAGCAUUUGAAAAACGUAUUACAGAAUUGAAUAAUAUGUUAGAGGCAGAGAAGUUGAAAUCAGCCUCAUCGCCAGCUGGUCAUCAUCAACAAGCGUGCAGUGAAGAGUUAAACAAUUUGAAGCAACAACAAAAAGCCGUCUUAGAUGAUUUGACAGAGUAUCAUAAUAAUGUUUUAUCUAAUGCUGAAUUAUGCCAUUCUGCACAAGUGGAUGAAGUCACCAGUUUACAAGCUGAUAAUAAUGAGAAUGCUAACAAUUUAUUGUUAGAAAAAAUUAAAGCACAAGAAGAAUUGUUAAAUGAACAAAAAGAACAAUUAGCUGAAUUUCAACUUCAAUAUAAAACAAUAAUUCAAGAUAAAGAAAAUUCUGAAAGUCGACUUGGUGAACUCGAAGGUAAUUUAAAUAGAAUUAAGGCUGAAUUAGCUGAAUCCAAAGUGAAACAAGAUGAAUUAUUAAUGGAGUUGAAUGGGGCACGUUCAAAACGUGAUCAAUUAGUCGAAGAGAUAUGCACAAUGCUAGGUGAUCUGUCUGUAGCCGAGAAAUCGGAUAAUCUAUCAGCAGUUCUCCAUCAACGUAUUAAUGAUUUGAAGGAACAAAUAUCAUAUCAUGAAAAGAAUCGUCAAGAUUUGCAAAAAUACUGUCAAACUCUAGAAAGUGAACGUAAUGAACUUGAAAGUGAACUGACCAGAGUGAAUGUAACUUUGAAGAAUGCAAGUGAAGUACAAUCUGAUAGUGCAUCACUGAAAGAAGAACUUGAUACUGUGAGACAAAAAAUGCUUUCAUUAGAGAAGAGUGCUUCAAAUGCAUUUGAUCAACUUGAAGUAAAGUCGAAUGAACUACAAGCCAUACAAAAUCAAUUAGAUAAAGUAUUGGCUGAGCAAAUGGAACAUGAAAAAGUGCAUAAUCAUACUAUUACAGUUUUGGAAACUGAGAAACAAGUAUUAUUGGAACGUAUUCAAGAGGCUGAAAAUCGCUUAGCUCAACAACAACAACAAUCAAAACUACCAGUACUUAACAUGAAUCAAGCAAGUCAAGAGUCUGAAAAAGUUGACGUCAAUCGUCUACUUGAAGAGAAGGCGUCAUCAGAAGCUCAGGUCAACUUUUUAAAUUCAAUUAUUGUCGAUUUACAUGCUAAAAAUGCUGAAUUAGAAUCACGAGUAAGAGCAAUGCUUGUUGGAGCAGAUGAACAUUUAGAAAAUCAUUUGUUUACAAAGUUGAAUGUGAAUAUUUGUAAUAUCAUUUGCAUACUGACUGUUAUACUGGUACUCUGACUACUACUCAAUAUGCUUAUCUUAUCUAAUUGUAUCAUCAUCAUCAUCAUAUGUUGGGUGAAAGUUUUUUUCUUUUAAAAUUGUAUAUGUAUAUAACUCACAUCAUUGUUAGUAUGUAAGUCAAUCGUUACAGUUUUAAACCUUCUUCAUCAUUUGAGGUGAAAUGGACAUGAGUUACACAUUGAGAGAAGGCUAAGAUAACCCUUUGUAGUGAAUAUCACCGAUGAUUCUCCUCCUUGUGGUGAACUGGAUCAUGUGACCGGCUGUGAGAAGAUGGGCAUAUCUUGGACUGAUAAAAAGACCCCCUAGAAAGUCUCCAUGUAGCCGAUGAUUUGUGUCUUGUUUUUUUCCCAAGAAGUCAAAGAUUUACAAGCGAAAACGAGCAAUUUGACAGAAGAGACAACGGAGACUGGAUUUCAGGUUGAUAUAGAAAAGACAAGUGAUGAAUAUACCUGGUAAACAACCAGUACCAAUUAGCAUUAGUGGGACAAAUCUAAAGGAAGUAUUCUUGUUUUCACUUACCUUGGCAGCAUGGUGUCAACCACAGACGUCACAAAUGAGGAUAUCAAAUCCAGUCAUGGUUGGGCAGGGAAAGCACGACAGACUUUCAUUACUGUGAAAUCAAUGUGAAGCGAUUUACAGCGCUCACUCAGCACAGGGAAGAAAAUGCAGAUUUUCAGGACUAAUAUUAAAUAAUUUCCCCGUAUAUAGUUCAGGGAUAUGCCACGUGCCUUACAGAAAGCAUUUGCAACAGGCUACUGCAGACUUCAAUCAACACCAGAAAGGAUAAGCAAUCUAGAAGGGGGGGACUCCGGCAAUGAACUAACCAAGAAACUACUGCUUAGUAAAUGUAUUGAGCAAGAGCAUGAAAGGGAAAAGAGAAGUUGGGUGUCUUAGGGUAACUUGAAAAGAUCAUGUGAUAAGACGAUGAUAGCGUGCUUGCAAUCAAUCGUUGAGCCAGGUGAAAAAGACUUCAGGGAAUAGAAUACAAUGCAGAUGUCGUGCUAAAGUGUAGUGAUAUGAUAAUACAUUACCAAUCUUUUAUAUUCAUCAUAGAUUUCAUUGGGUUGAAUAUGUUCUUAUUGUCAGAUUAAAAAUAAUAUACAUGAACACGUCAUUACUACGCUUGUUUACACGUCGAAUGAAUUGAAAUGAUUGAAACAGAGGUAGCUAGUUGGAGAAAUGAUUUCUUUUCCGCAAAAUAGUGGUUAACUUAUUUUAGAUUUUGUAAUUUGGGGCUUAUCAAUCCUAAGUUGCUUAUUUGAGUGUGUAUGUGUGUCUGUAUGUGAGUAUUUAUUGUAAUCUGGAGGAGACUGACAGAUUUUUAAAUUCGAAGAAUAGUCCAAACUGAGUAUUAUUCAUUAUUAAAACACAAACUUGGUACAUUAUAGGCACCUAGAGAUAUACCAUACAAAAUAUCAUAGUUUAUACGAGGGGUGGAGAAAUAUCCAUAUACCUUGACAUAAGCAGGUUGGUUGUAUUAAGGACCCCCCCCACCCGUGAAAUUUUGAUUUGAUGUCUAAUCCGAAAAGGAGUGGAGCUAUGUUUCCCAUGAUUUCUGGAGACCAAAAUAGCUUUAUACGACAUUCUAUCCUUUUGUAUUCUGGAAACUGUUUACAUCAUGGGCUUAAAUUCGAGGUUUUCCAGUUCACUGGGGUGGACCUACACAUCCACUAGUCUGGUUGUAAGCACCAGACUUUCUCACUCUCCCUUUCACUAUUGUCAGAAACACUCCCGCAGUGGGAAAACAUGGCUACAUGAGUGGAUGUUGAGAGGGAAACCGAAGACCACCGAUUGCCAUCCAAACGAAGAGUUGUUUAUGCCAGACACUCGCCGAAAGGCAAUGCAUAACAUUGAUGGAAAUUUCUUUUUCGACGAACUGUUUUACAUGCUGAACAAUCAUAUUCACAUUCAAUGGAAUAUUUAUUAUCACCAACGUAAAAUAAUGAUGGUGUAUUCUGGAAAGUGACACAUGAUAAAGGGGAUGGAAUGAAUAAAUGAAAAGUGAGAAAUUAUCAAUUUUGAAGAGUUCGUUUGUAAGAAUUAAAUUUUUCUCUCUCGAGUUUGACCACGGAUUGAUAUCAGUUAGAGAA
Trichobilharzia regenti is the source of this 5250-nucleotide messenger RNA. The record is from the annotation of a GenBank genome assembly. Lineage: Eukaryota; Metazoa; Platyhelminthes; Trematoda; Strigeidida; Schistosomatidae.